AUGGCCAAAGGUCCUUUUCCGCACGAAGACUCGGUGGGACUCGAGACUGUUUGCUCGAGCCCUGACGACACUACGAAUUCCGAGCCUGAGCUUGAAUCUGAGGCGGCGCGGAAGGCCCGUUUAGGCAGAAAUAUCCGUGCGUGUGCCCAAGUACUGGGAGCCUUCUUUGUGUGCUUCAAUAUCUGGGGACUAAAUUUCGCUUUUGGGUCGUUCCAGAGCUUCUACGCUCUCACUUAUAUCCCGUCUUCCUCAUCAUCCUCGAUUUCUUGGGUCGGCACUUUCCAGUCAUGGCUGAUGAUUGCGUGCGGUCUCAUAUCCGGGCCGCUUUUUGACAUGGGUUUCUUCUGGUCUAUGAUGAUUAGCGGCACCCUUCUCUCAGUGCUGGGCUUCAUGAUGCUGAGCUUGAGUAAGGAGUAUUACGCAAUCUUCUUGAGUCAGGGGAUUACAAUAGGGCUGGGCUUCGGUCUGCUUUACGUGCCAACUAUUGCCUUGAUCAGCCGAAGAUUCUCUCGUAAUCGCGCCGUUGCUCUCGGAGUGGCUACCAGCGGAGCCCCGGCGGGAGGCAUCAUCUACACUGUCAUCUUCAAUCAGCUCAUAGCCAGGGUAGGCUUCGGUUGGACGGUGCGGGUGAUGGCUUUUGUGAUGCUCGCUUUUUUCAUACUUGCAGCCUUGUUUCUCACAUUGGAACCGAGUGUGGAAAAUGAUCAAUCGACGGACAAACCACGACGACUCUUUGAUGCUCGAGCAAUGAAGGACCUUCCUUUUUGGAUUUUUUCCAUCGCAAAUUUCUUGAUCUACCUCGGGUACAUCACACCAUACUAUUACAUACCCACAUAUGCGCAGACACAACUUCACACGUCAAGGUCCACGGGGUCGUACAUUCUGAUGGGCUCGCAGGCGGCUUCCAUCAUUGGUCGUGUGCUGACAACCAUCCUCGCCCAUCGCCUUGGAUCGAUGGUUUCUUGGAUUCUGUGUGGCAUUUUAUCGGGCGUCCUUUGUCUGAGCUGGAUAAGUGCAAGCAGCAUAGCCAGAUUUGUGGUUUUUGUCGCAUUCUAUGGGGCAAUCUCGGGUGCUUUGGUUCCUCUUCCUCCAAGUGUCUUUGCUCACCUUCAAUAA
Penicillium oxalicum is the source of this 1116-nucleotide messenger RNA. RefSeq lists its product as uncharacterized. Bases 1 to 1116 code for a protein of 371 amino acids. The record is from RefSeq and is a predicted model, not a curated record. Gene Ontology annotation, cellular component: fungal-type vacuole membrane. Gene Ontology annotation, molecular function: transmembrane transporter activity. The transcript is spliced from 4 exons. NCBI's taxonomy places the organism in Eukaryota, Fungi, Ascomycota, Eurotiomycetes, Eurotiales, Aspergillaceae. Gene Ontology annotation, biological process: transmembrane transport.